AUGGGUUGGUUAUCGUUUGGCUCUCAGAAAACAGAAGUUCCACCACCAACUCCUCCAUUGGCUGCACCAAAUAUAGAGCAGCGGUCUCAUCAGCAAAUUCCUCAUCCAAAUGCAAGACAACCAAUCAAUGACUCUUCUGACAUUGAAACGACCUUGAACCAGUUGAGCUCAGAUUCGCAAUCUCAUGAAAUCAAACUCAAGCAUAUAAACGAUGCAAAAACAUUUAAAGAUGCAGACUCGACAGUUGGCAACUUUAUUCACAACUAUCCGCCAACCAAUAUGUUUGUUAUAGAUGGGGAAAAGGAUACCAAAGAAAGUAUCAUAUGCACGUCGAAUAGAGACGGUGGCAAAACGUGUCUCAAGUUGCAAAUAAACUCGAUUGAAUUGUUCAAGAUUAUGCAAAAGCACGAAUACUUUUGUUCCUUGCCCAACGACAUCAAUGCUACAUAUUUCGAAUGUCGAAAGAUCAAAUAA
This is a messenger RNA of Lodderomyces theae, 474 nucleotides long. RefSeq lists its product as uncharacterized. Bases 1 to 474 code for a protein of 157 amino acids. The transcript has a single exon. The record is from RefSeq and is a predicted model, not a curated record. NCBI's taxonomy places the organism in Eukaryota, Fungi, Ascomycota, Pichiomycetes, Serinales, Debaryomycetaceae.